Molecule: messenger RNA, 5553 nt
Organism: Vidua chalybeata
Lineage: Eukaryota; Metazoa; Chordata; Aves; Passeriformes; Viduidae
Gene: LYSMD3
Product: LysM domain containing 3
Exons: 2
Coding region: 241-1110 (289 amino acids)
Biological process (GO): Golgi organization
Cellular component (GO): Golgi apparatus
Source: RefSeq, a predicted model, not a curated record
CCGCCAUCGCGGUGGGUCCCAUGUGGAGUUGGGGCAAGUAAAGCCGCGGUCCGGGGCGGAGCGGGCUGGCUGGGCAGGGCUCGGCUCGGCUCGGCUCGGCUCUCACCUCCCUGCGGCGGCGUGGCCGGCGGUUGCUGAGCCUGGAAGGAACUGGGCGGUAGCGAGGAGGAGGGGCCGGCGUGGGGCUCCCCGCGGAGGGCGCCACGCCUGCGGUCCGUUCCACAGGGCCACCCGUGGAGCAUGGCUGGCAGAGGCGCUGGCAGCGGCCCGCAGCCGUCCGCCGUGGCGCAGCCGCUCGCCGGCGGUCAUUUGUACCCCUUCGUGAGCGCGGAGAGCGAGGGGCCCGAGGAGGAGAGCGAGUUGUCGGAACUCCGGCCGCGGGGCAGGGAGAAAGUCAGGCGGAGCGCGUCGAGGGACAGGCUGGAUGAUACCGUCCUGCUGACGAAGGACAUCCGGGAAGGGGACACGCUGAACGCGAUCGCGCUGCAGUUCUGCUGCUCCGUUGCAGAUAUCAAGAGAGUUAACAAUCUUAUCAACGAUCAAGAUUUUUUUGCCCUGAGGUCUAUCAAAAUUCCAGUGAAAAAGUUCAGUGUAUUGACUGAAACCCAUAUAUCUUCAAAAGGAAGACCAGCUCUUCGGCCUUCUCUGUGUUCCCCAGAAGUACAGGAAACAUCUCUUUGUGAUAAAUUCUCUGCAAAUGAGACUGCUGGCAACUUCUUAAAAGAAGUCGAUCGAGAUAUAGAAGAAAUAGUGAAGUGUAAUGAUACAAAGAAAGACAAUCUGAAUGAAGUUGUUUCUGCUUUAGCAGCCCAACAGAUCUGUUUUGAAACUGAUGGUAAAACUAAAAAAUGCAAGGAUCCUUACUAUGGAGCAGACUGGGGUAUAGGAUGGUGGACAGCAGUAGUGAUUAUGUUGAUUAUUGGCAUAAUAACUCCAGUUUUUUAUCUCCUGUAUUAUGAAGUUCUAGUGAAAGCAGAUGUCAGUCACCAUUUUCCAAUGGAAUCUUCCCAUUUGUUUGUCACAGCAGUAUCACAUCAGAAAGAAACAGAAAAUGGAAUAAAUCCAACAAAUAUUAUGAAAGUUGAUAAUCAAGGUGACCUUCAGCAUUAAUAGUGGGAGUCCCUAGACAACUGUUAUUUGUAGAUACAUAACAUAACCUUAGAUAGAGGGGAAUCCACAGAAUUCAAAAUGCACUUGGAACGCGGAGAAGCGUACUGAUGUGUGACUUGCCUUUAUGGGCAGUGUUCCACUGCAAGGAUAUUUCUGGGGAUCACAUAAUCUCUGAAUAUGCCUGAGACAGGCAAUUUGCAAGAUUGGAGUGUAAAUUAAGGUAUGAAGUAAUCUCUGAAGCUUUGCACUUUUUUCUAUUUUAAUAGGCACAUUUCUUAAUUAAUGAUGAGGUGAAAAAAUGUAGUUCAAACUAACACACAGGGAGUCUGUGUGUUUUACAGCCCGGAAGUGGGCAUAUGGGGAUAGCUAACUUUUAAACAUCUGAAAGGAUUUCCAGAAUUCAUAGUACACUUGACAUUUUAAUAUAAGGUUUACAGUUGUAAAUUAAAGUGGUGUUCUCAUAAUUUAAUCUUUCUUACAGAGUAAGAUUUCUUUAAAACUCAGUCAUUCCAUAAUUAAUAGCCACUAUGAAGCUGUUUUUUACAGAGGUAGUAGCAAACACUUAAACUGGAAUCUUGAAAUCUUGUGCCUAUGGUCAACCCGUUCUUUAGUACUUUUCAGUACAGGCACUAAAGUAAUUUGUUUUCUCUGUGUGACUCUGUGCCUCAACACAGUCCACUCAGGAGUCAUCCUGAAACUUUACAUUCUUCUUUGGUAUCCUGCUGAAAACUGACUGGACUGCAUUCUCAUCUGGUCACCUAUGUGUAGAAUGAAAGUGCAGAAGUAUGGCACCUUGCUGUAACUGCCCAGUAGUUCUUAUUUUCUGCUAAUAGAAUUAUUUUUUUCCCCCUCCAGUUAAUCUCAGUUUAGGACCAACUGAUUGUUCAGACAGUAGUCGUGGGUACUGAGCAUGCCAAUAUUGGUCUUGUGCCCAUGAACCUCAAGCUCUUUUUCCUGAAAUGUCCUAGAAAACUUAAAAUGAUAUUUAAUGCCUGCUAGCAAAUUUGAGCAGAAUAGACAACUUGCAUCUUCAGACUUGUACUUUACAUAUUAGUGUAUUCAUUAACCAAUCCCCUCUUGAAUGUUUCUUUUGGAGUUUCAUGAUCAACCUUGGUUUUCCCCUCUUCCCAAUCUAAAAAUGCUUCAAGAUAAAAAACAAAACCAUAAAAAACAUAAAUAAAAACCCCCACACCUCUGGACUCUUCAUACAGAAGGGAGGUAUUUGUGUACUCAGAAUACUUUUAAAUAAAAACUGAGAUGGUGCCUAUAAUUAUUUUGGUUAUAUUUGCCUUGUGGAGCAAGAAUUCCGUUGCCCUGUUCAAAAUAGUAUUUAUUACCAAAACUCAAGAUAACAAACUUGAUUAGGACUUAAAAAGAGAGAAGUGGAAAAACAGUCAUCAUCCUUGAAACUACUAUUGUAAUCUUUUCGAUUAGUGUCUUGACUGAGCAUAUACAGUACAAAAAGGUAAAGUGAAUGUGUUCUAACUAUUGAGGUAAUCCAAAAUGUUUUGUGAGAUUCUGAGAUUGAAGACUUAGGCCCCAUUUAUUCUUCGGGCACCUGUUGCCCCAAGAAGUGGGGUAGAUAAUCUUCACUGGCAUGCCAAGUGUAUGAACAAGAAUUGGCUAACUUGUAUUAUAUUGAAAUUGAGGCAGGCCAGAGCUUGAAGGAAAAUGGUGUCAAGUUAGAUACCUGAACUAUGAUCUGUGACUGUUGAACCUUUUGAUUAAAGGAGCAUCUGUGGAGAUAGUGAGCCUCCUCAUAAUCUCCACACUAGAAAAGGGAUUACAAACAGUAUGAUCUUGAUGGUUUGCAUAACACUUGUUUUCAAAGAUCUUUUCAAAUAGUAGUUCUUCAAGAGAAUAUGCCAGUAAGACAAACAUAAACACUAAGGUAGCAGUUCUAAUGCUAUGUGAAAAAAUACUUCAUGAAAUAAUUUAUGGUGGCUAAAGCAAUACAGCUGUCAUGGUUGAAACUUUAAAAGGUGACUCACUCAGACAAGAAAGCUUUGGCACAUAAAAACAAAUAUUUUCUUUAUAGGAUGAAACUUGAUAUAUAAUGCAUAAUUUUUUUACUGCCAAGCCUUUUUAUUGUUUUGCUUCUUCUCCCAUCCUGAGUUGCUGAAACUCACCAGUUCUAAUACUUAAUUCUUCCAUUUCUUAUGUAUUCAUCAAAGAACAUUAAAUGAGCUAUUGUGAUGAUGCAGCAUAAGCCUAAUAUACAGCACAUACCUGAACUGAUGGUUACUAAAUUGCUAUUGGUACAGAAGUGAAAUUAACUGUGGUUGUGGUUUGACUAGGUCAGGAAGGUCUCUGACCUGUUGAUGUAUGGAUACAGAGGUUUGUGGUGGUACAGCUAAAGAGUCCUGUAGUUUCCCAGACUUUGGGCUUUUACAAUGUCAAAGACUUGUGGCUUACUGGCACUGAGUUAAGGGUGAUGUGCCUUGAUUUACCUUAGGAUAAGCAGUCUUGAUUUACCUUAGGAUAACACAAAGGAAUGGCUGUCUUAUGGGACUGUAUUCCAUUCUAAGCAAGAGCCUGGUAUGUUUUUACAUAUGUAUUAUGUAGCAUAUUUCAUACAGUACAUUUUUAAUUAGAGUUAACUUUAUCAGAAGAUACAGUAGAACUCUUUUCAAGACACUAGGACUCCUGAUCCUGGUAAUCUGCAACCAUCAGCUGGCUUGGCUUGCUGCAGAAUGUGGGGAUCUUUACAGCUUUUUUCCAAAGUACAACACAGCUGGUCAUCAUCACAUGUCAGCCUUGAAUAAACAGGAUAACUGCUCUGUGAGGAACUUAAAUCUGAUCCAAGAUAAAAUCUGUGAAGGUAGUCUUCUAGAAAGUGACUUCUUAAACAAACACACAAAACCAAAGAAAAAUUAUCAAAAGAAACCCCAAAAGCAAACAAAAAAAGAGCCCAAACCCCCACAAAGAUGGAAUAAUUGAAUUGUAAACCACCUUUUGGAAUAAUUGCAAAACAUUGUUCAGGAAAUGGGUUUUAAAGUCAAGUGCAUAUUGCACUGCUGGAUCUAUAAAAUCUUAAUGUUUUAAGUCUGGUAUACUUUGGAAUAAGUUCUCACAAAUAGUCUUUGUAACUUGUUUAAUGGCUGAAAAUGCAACUUUGUGAAAUAUUCCUGAGUGAGGAUGCAAGUCUUGUUUUAAAUGCUUCUGCUCCUUUGCUUUUAGAAAAAUGUAAGUAAUAGAUGUAAAAAAAAAGAUUUUAGACUGCAGUGAAAAUGGUGCAUCUAAUAUAUUUUUAGUUCUAUGUACUUCACAUGUUUAUUACAGCAGGCUACUACUUGUUUUUGUUUAGGCCAAUUUUUAUGUAUGACCUACUAUAAAAAUCCUUAGCCAGCAAGUACUUAGUUGGCAGUAGCUGCAUAUAGCAUUCAUAUCUAGCAUACCAUAAUUGCAGCCUUUAUGGUUUAUUCUGUUCAUGCCUUGUAAACGUUGAACUUUUCUGUGUAAAUUCUGGAGAACUUGUUAGUUCUUAAAAAUAGGUAUGAACAACUAGGGGAGGGAUUAGUGAAGUUCUUAGAUGGCGAGAUGACACUGAAAGCAGUAUUCUGUGCUAUAAAUUAGGGUUUGAAUAUAUGCCUGUCCAAUUUGAAGUUUGCUGAAAACUAAAGAACGGUCAUAAGUUUUAUUGGCAUUAUGGUCUUGCAAUAAAUUCUAAGCAAUCAGAAAAUCACCUUCUAAAAAGAGGUGUGAGCAUUACACCUCUGGAAGAGCACAAUCUCACUGCUUUUCAGAAGUGCCUUGGCACUCAUCUGUGUCCUUGCAGAACUUGUUCUUAAUUGAUGGCCUUAUUUGCCAUAGCUAAACUAAUCCUGGAGGGUCCAGCCUAAGACUGCAAUUCCCUCUGAAGGAUAGAGGUGACUACAGUUUACCUCUUAAAGGACUCAAAGAGACUUGAUUUUUACCAGAGUAAUAUUUCUCAACAGUGCAGUAGGAAAGCAGUUGCCCAUUAGAAGAAUGAUGAAUGGAGAAAGUAAUCGGUCCUCAAGAAUUACUGUCUGCUACAGAAUAAGAUACUGUACUUGUUCAGGCAAGUUGUUCUUGACAACUUGUCAAGAAACUGUUACUCAUGCAGUUAACUCUUUUCUAAUGUUAAUUUUAUAGUUCCAUCCAUUUGCAUUCAUUUUUUGGGGGGUAAGGAGUCUCACCAUUCACCUUCCAUGGGGAGAACAGCAAGCAGAAGCAGUUUAUAGUCAUGGCAAGCAAAUUUAAUUUUCAGCAUACUUGCCUCAUUCACAUCUUCUCUCUGUGUUCUGUAUAUCACACACAAGAAACAGGCACACUCAUUCAAGAAACAACUGCUGAUGUGUGUGAUGUUAAAAAAGAAAUUAACUGGCAGAAUAAGUUUCCUGUGCAAUGCAUCUGAAUGUUUGUUACAUGUUGUAGUCAAAUAAAACAUGUUGUAGUCAAAUAAAAAUAGUAUACCUCUGA